AUGCGUCAUGUCUCUGCUUCUCAAUAUCUCAUUCAUCAGUAUGCUCUCAAACCCAGCCGCCUCGCAAUCUCUUCCGUCCAUCGCUAUUUCGGCACCCGCCGUAGUGGGUCACUUGAUUCCUUGGACAGCCUUCUUCAAGGCUGCGCCAGGGUUCAGCAAUGCGAGCAAGUUCACGCAAAGUUCAUCGUUUCUGGGAGCAACAGCUCCGCUUUCCUGGCUUCCCGAUUGGUAUCUACCUACGCUCGUUUUGGCCGCCUCUCGGAUGCCCAGAUGGCGUUUGAUUCUCAGAGCCAAUUGGAUUGCUUCUCGAACCAAAUUCUGUGGAAUUCGAUUCUCAGAGCUAGUGUUUCCGGCGAACGGUAUGAAAACGCACUGAAUUUGUAUGCUAGAAUGCGCAAGUUUGGAAAUUUAGGCGAUGGUUACACUUUCCCAUUGGUGAUUCGGGCGUGUAGACAGUUGGGUGGUAAUGGCAGGAAGAGUUCUAGGUUGAGUCAGGUUGUUCAUUGCCAUGCUAUAGAGGCUGGUUUCCAUAGCCAUCUCCAAGUCUCGAACGAGUUGAUCGCAAUGUAUGCGAAACUGGGACGGAUGGUGGAUGCACGUAAAGUGUUCGAGGGAAUGGGUGUGAGAACCACUUUGUCAUGGAACAUGAUGGUUUCCGGGUAUUCCUUCAAUUGUGAUUGUGUUGCUGCUCUUGAUAUCUUUCGAAGAAUGGAAUCCGAGGGCUUGGAGCCUAAUCUGGUGACAUGGACUUCUCUCCUAUCAAGCCAUGCUCGUUCGGGGCUAAGUUUAGAAACCUUGAAGCUGUUCACUUUGAUGCGGAAGAAGGGAAUUGGGGUGAAUGCCGAAGCACUUGCGGUCAUCUUGUCAGUCUGUCCUGAUCUCGGUGCAUUUCAUACAGGAAAGGCAAUUCAUUGUCAUGUUAUCAAGGAUGGUUUCGAAGAUUACUCGUUCGUGAAACACUCACUGAUUAGCUUGUACGGCAAGAGUGGCAAUGUAAUUGAAGCGCAGAUCUUGUUCGAGAAGAUUGAAAACAAGAACACAGUAAGCUGGAACGCUUUGAUAACAUCAUAUGCUGAUGCCGGUUUAUGUGAUGAAGCUUUCGAGGUUUUCUCGCAGGAAGGCCGUAGAGUCUUUGAGAGAAUUGAGGGUAAAGAUAUGAUUUCAUGGAACUCCAUCAUCAAAGGACACGGGAUGCAUGGACUUGGCGUCGAAGCUCUACAGAUGUUUGAUCGUAUGAUCACUUCUGGCCAUCGGCCGGAUGGGAUAACCUUUAUUGCGAUUCUCUCAGCUUGUAGUCAUGCUGGACUUGUCAGCCAGGGUCGUUUGCUUUUUGAUAAAAUGGUUUCAAAGUAUCGAAUUGAACCCAGGAUGGAGCACUAUGCUUGCACGGUGGAUCUGUUGGGCCGGUCGGGUUUAUUGGAAGAGGCUAGUGAAGUUGUGAAGAACAUGCCAAUGGAGCCUAAUAGUUGUGUGUUGGGUGCUCUGUUGAACUCUUGUAGAAUGCACAAGAACACGGCUUUUGCAGAGAAUGUAGCGUCUCGAAUGUUUGGUCUCGUAUCUGAGAGUUCUUGGAGCUAUACAUUGAUGUCGAAUAUAUACGCCGGUAGUGGUAAGUGGGAGGAUUCUGCCAGGGAGAGAGUCUCAGCGAGGAGUAAAGGGUUGAAGAAGGCUGUUGGGCAGAGUUGGAUUGAGGUGAAGAAGAAGGUCUGCAAGUUCGUGGCAGGGGAUUGCUUGGAGGAGAAGGAUUCGGACGAGAUCUUUCAGGUGCUCAAGGGACUGACGAUUCAGAUGGAGGAUAUCAGUGACGAUGAUGAUAUCAUGUUUGGCAAAUCGAUGAAGCUGAAAUAUUGA
This is a messenger RNA of Linum tenue, 1851 nucleotides long. Lineage: Eukaryota; Viridiplantae; Streptophyta; Magnoliopsida; Malpighiales; Linaceae. The record is from the annotation of a GenBank genome assembly.